AUGAAGAUCCCGCUGCUGGUCUCCACGGGAAUCCUGCUGGUCGCCCUCCUGCCCUGCCAGGAGUGCAGAGCUCUCAGCAAGAGCCCGGCACCCGCCUCUGGGGCUCUGCACCAGCCAGAUUUCUUCCAGCAGCAGCAGCAGCAACAGCAGCAGCAGCAGCAAACUCUGCCCGUCCUGCUCCGCAUGGGAGAAGAGUAUUUCCUGCGCCUGGGCAACCUUCACAAGAGACCCGUUGGCUCUUUCUCCGCCUCCUCCAGCAGCACCAGCCACCUACAGCCCGAAGCCUCCGCCAGCAACUUUUUCCGGGCGGCGGUUCAACAGCUGCAGCAGCUGCCCGAGCGCUCGCCGGGGAACCGAGAGGACGGCGAAGCCGAGGGUGAAGCCGUGGAGAGAGAGAAGCGAUCCGAGGAGCCCCCUAUUUCUCUGGAUCUGACUUUCCACCUCCUGCGAGAAGUCUUGGAGAUGGCCCGAGCCGAGCAGUUAGCGCAGCAAGCUCACAGCAACAGGAAACUGAUGGAGAUAAUCGGGAAGUGA
Messenger RNA from Cinclus cinclus, 534 nucleotides. It is a transcript of the gene CRH, whose product is annotated as corticotropin releasing hormone. The coding region runs from base 1 to 534 and encodes 177 amino acids. Gene Ontology annotation, cellular component: extracellular region. NCBI's taxonomy places the organism in Eukaryota, Metazoa, Chordata, Aves, Passeriformes, Cinclidae. The record is from RefSeq and is a predicted model, not a curated record. Gene Ontology annotation, molecular function: corticotropin-releasing hormone activity. Gene Ontology annotation, biological process: positive regulation of cortisol secretion; negative regulation of glucagon secretion; negative regulation of epinephrine secretion. The transcript has a single exon.